This is a messenger RNA of Syngnathus acus (greater pipefish), 5083 nucleotides long. It is a transcript of the gene arid4a, whose product is annotated as AT rich interactive domain 4A (RBP1-like). Gene Ontology annotation, molecular function: transcription cis-regulatory region binding. Gene Ontology annotation, biological process: regulation of transcription by RNA polymerase II. Lineage: Eukaryota; Metazoa; Chordata; Actinopteri; Syngnathiformes; Syngnathidae. The record is from RefSeq and is a predicted model, not a curated record. Gene Ontology annotation, cellular component: nucleus. Bases 180 to 4091 code for a protein of 1303 amino acids. The transcript is spliced from 25 exons.
CUUGCCUCCCGUCAACUUUGGUGGAUUGCCAUCACCAGGUAGAUUGAGGCCACUGGAUGAAACGUCUUCAACAACCAAGAAGUGUCGGCUGCUAGCAUCCGCAGCAACUUGAAUCAUCUUCUACUUAAUGAUCGAUCAACAAAGCUCCCAAGGUGGACUUCCUCAUCUAAGCGCAUAAGAUGAAGGCAGCCGACGAGCCGGCCUACCUGACCGUGGGCACCGACGUGAGCGCCAAGUACAGGGGGGCCUUCUGCGAGGCCAAGAUCAAGAUUGUGAAGCGGCUGGUGAAGGUCAAGGUGACUCUGAAAGGGGAGAGCACCAGCCAGGUGGUCCACGAUGACCAGGUCAAAGGCCCCCUCAGGGUGGGCUCCACGGUGGAGGUGAAGACAAACGAAGGCGCGUGCAGCGAGGCCGUCAUCAGCAAGCUGACGGAUGCCAGCCUCUACACCGUGGUUUUUGACGACGGGGACGAGAAGACGCUGCGACGGUCGUCUUUGUGCCUGAAGGGUGAGCGGCACUUUGCCGAGAGCGAGACCCUGGACCAGCUUCCUCUGACCAACCCGGAACACUUUGGCACUCCGGUCCUCGGGAAGAAGUCCAACCGCGGUCGUCGCUUCUCGCAGGCUGUGGCGGGCGAGGAGAACGAGUCGUCGUCCAGCGAAGAAGACGAGGAUGACCGCAGGAGGCUGAACGAUGAAUUGCUGGGGAAGGUCUGUAGCGUCAAGAAGGAGGAGCAGCCCGCCGCCUGGUUCCUGGCGCUGGUGGUGUCGCCCAGCUGCAAUGACGAGCUGGUGGUGAGGAAGGAUCAGUGUCUGGUCAGGUCCUUCAGUGACUCCAAGUUCUGCACGGUUGCCAGGAGGAACGUGCACCCCCUCAAUUCCAUCAGCAUCAACAAGUCGGAGCUCUCCAACACGCAAGGUUUUGAAGCGGCUCAGAUAUUUGCCAGGCGCAGGGAGGUGCCAGAGGUUUGGAAGAUGGACAUGAGUCAGAUCUUGGACUCGUCCACCAGUGACGAAGAUGACGACAACGGGGAGGAGAAGGAGAGCGAGGACGACGACACGGACGAGGAUGAGAAGAGGAAGAAGCUCCUCAAAGAGGAGCCCGAGGAGGAGCCGGACCCGGAGGAGCGAGAUCACUUCCUGCAGCAGCUCUACAAGUUCAUGGAGGACCGAGGCACGCCCAUCAACAAGCCGCCAGUGUUGGGUUACAAGGACCUGAACCUGUUCAAGCUCUUCCGCCUGGUCUUCCAACACGGCGGCUGUCGUAAGAUUGAGAGCGGCACGGUGUGGAAGCAGAUCUACAUGGACCUGGGCAUUCCCAUCCUCAACUCGGCGGCAUCGUACAACGUCAAGACAGCGUACAAGAAGUACCUUUUUGGCUUUGAGGAGUACUGCCGCUCUGCCUGCAUCACCUUCAGGACUAUACACCACAACAACCCGCGCUCGCCUAAGGCGCACGCCGUCUCCAGGAUGGCCGCCAGGUCAGAGUUCAAGGAGGAGGACAAGGGCACCGAGUCUGACAGCGAAAGCGACGACCCCAAGGACAAACAGUUGUCGCCUAGGGGGAGUAGGCGAGGCGGUGCCAAGGCGGAAGCGCCCAACAAGGGAGGAGACGAGAACGGCGAGGAGCCCAGGGAUGCACCGCGGCGCAGCAGCCGGCGUCUGGACGGCUCCGACAGGGGCUCUGACGAUGACGAGGAGGAGGAAGAAGAGGAAGAUCAGGAUGAAGAUGACGACCAAGAUGACGAGGACGAAGAGCGAGCCAGGCGCCUAGGAGCCAGGAGCGAGGACGAAGGGGAAGGCGACGCCUUGACAGGGACCAAGGUGAGAGUGAAGUACGGCCGAGGAAAGACACAAAAGAUCUACGAGGCUCACAUCAAGAAGACGGAUACAGACAACGGCGAACAUUUCUACCUGGUGCACUAUUACGGCUGGAACGUCAGGUAUGACGAAUGGGUGAAGGCCGACCGCAUCAUCUGGCCGGCCGAGAGAGGAACCCGCAAGAGAACCCGGAAGAAGGUGAAGAACAAAGAGGAGGUGGACAAGGAGGACGACAAGGCUCCGAUGGCGGUGUUGAUGGCCACGCCUCCGCCAACCAGACCCGUGGCGGCCAGGCGAGGUCGCCCCCAUAUCCGGACUGCGCCUGCCAAUGUGCCGCCCGGUCGUAAGAUGCCGAGCGGAGAGGGCAAGUCCAACCCCAAGAGCUCCCGCACAGACACGCCUCCCAACGCGGCCAACGGUGACAAUGCGCCACGCUUCAGGAGGACCAGGAGGACUUCCGGGAUGUAUGACUCGGACCGCGCCUCAAACGAGGAUUCUGGGAACUCAACGGUUGAUAGCGAAUCAGAAGAGCCACCUGAAAAGAAACUGUCGCCCUGGCGGGGCAGACCCGAAAAUGUCGGGGAGGGGGAGGAGGCCGUGUCGGCAGGAAAGGAGGCGGAGUUGAGCGAGGUUGUUGUCCCGACAACGACUCGGCUGCCUGUCACGCCGUCCCGCUCCAGCACGCCACAGGAGGACGUUGCCCAGCUUGCAAGUCCCUCCGAAGACGAGGAGAACCCAGAAGACGAAGCGUUGGCAGUGAAGGACGAAGUGACAAAUGAGCAGAAAACCGUUGUGGAGAAACUGCGCCCUGCCACUUCCCCAGGCAGGGCGUCCCCUCGGUAUGACGAGCUGCACGACGCCACCCCUGCACCGUCCAAAGACUUCAAGACCCCGCCUUUGUCGCCAGCCAUGCUCAAAGUUCACAACUCUGAUAGGCUGCCUAAAAUCUCCACCUCGCCAUCUGCCAUCAGUCCUGAAGCUCCACUGCCGCCUCCUCCAGCUCCUGCACCUCCUCCUCGAAGUGUCCCGAAGAGACCGGAUGAACCCAUGGUGGUCCUCCACUGCCUCCCCGCGCCGCGCCUCCACCCGGAGCACCCGACUUCAACUCCAACCACCGUGCCCUCAGACACUGACUCCGCCAGUGAGGAAGAGGAGGAAAAACCAGAGCUGAAGCUCUGCCCUGAAAGGAAGCAAGACGAGGUUACACCUGCCUCCCCCAAGUCUUUGGCGAGUCCCACCAAGGUAGGUGCCGGCGUGUCACCCAAGUCCCACCCGUCGCCCCUGCGUGGCGCCGAGGCGGAAAGGAGGAGCCAUCGAGCUGUGAGGGCGAAUGAGGUGCAAGAACAAGCAGAUGAGGUUUCAAAGGAACAGCCCGAGAAGGAGCUCCGGACACCGCCCCAGGCCCAGGAGGCCCUCGGGCCCGCCCCAAACGAGGAGCCACAAAUGGGUGCCGAGGCGUUACUUUGCCACGAAGUAGACCUAGACGACCCCGAUGACAAGGACAAACCCACCCCUUCCUCGGAGCCCCUCCUCCUCAUCGCCCGGGAGCAGCCACCAGCGCCCCAUCACCCCUUCUUUCCCGAGCCCAUCUCCUGCUGCACCCCCUGUCCGGAAGUACUCCGCCCAGCCAGUUUCGAGAUGGAGGCAGAGACCAAGGUAGUGGUGGCUGUGGUGGCAUCAGGCGCAGAGAAAGAGACAGAUGCCCUGUCCAGUCUGGACCGCAAUGUGACGCAAGAGGCCCGAGGUCAGAAGCGUCUGGCAGAGUGUCAGACAAGCCCCGCCUCCAAGAAACACAAACGAAACCACAAGCGCAACAGUGGCACCCCCAAGACUGACAAGAACGGCACUGGUCACAGCAGCGACAGUGAGGACCAGUCACGUCUUUUGUCUCUGUCAAAGUCCAACAAGUCUCGCUGCACUGGGGCUGGGUCGCCACACGCCAAAGACAAACAUAGCGCCACCUCCCCACAGCGAGCCUACAAGUGGACCUUCCAGCUCGACGCUCUGGACAGCAUGUCGAGCAGCGAGAGGAUCUCUUUCCUGCAGGACAAGCUUCAGGAGAUCCGGAAAUACUACAUGAGCCUCAAAUCUGAGGUGGCGUCCAUUGACAGACGUAGGAAGCGCCUAAAAAAGAAGGAGCGGGAAGCGUGUUAUCCAUCCCCAACAGUGUCCAACACCACGGCGUCUCUGUCCUCGGGUUCCUCGGACACGGCCAUGAGUCCAUCCUCUGCCUCGCCCACUCAGAGCACCUUGGCUGUGGAGUGCAGGUGAUGACACGCCUGCCCCAGACCCCCCUUCCCCAGGGACAGACGUUUGGAUGCCUCCCGCCCGACUGACGUUCAGACGCAGCGGGAACACGACGGACCACAGAAAAAGACUGACUUCCUGUUAAGAUGAUUGGACAGCCACAGAGCACCCCCUGCACUUUCUGCCUUCCUUUAUUCACUUCCUCCUUCUGUCAACUUCCUCUCUUCUUCCUGCCCUUAUUUCUUCACUUUUUUAAAGUAUUCACUUUUUGGAUCCCCCCACAUUUUCAUUAUUUCCUGAUGGCAUCCGCAUACAAUUUUUGUUCCCCCUUUUUUUUCCUUAUUUCCUUCCUUUUCUGCUCUUAUUUCAUCACUUAAGUUCCUAUCCCCCAUCACUUUGUCUCUCCUCACUUCCUGCUUCGUUCUUCCUUUUUCCAUCCUUUUCAUCAUUUUCUUCCUCCCUCUGUGUACCUUCAGCUCACCCGGGUUAGUGUGAACUUUUUUCUGAGCAGAGAUCAAAGUUCAACCGAAGGUUCGGGGGGGGGGGGGGGGGGCAAAGCAGAUGCUUAUGCAAUGAAAUCUUUGACACAAAAUUAUGAAAUCAAGUAAAACUAUUUUUUAUUUACUUUUCUAUUAAAUUAGAGCUUCUAUUUUGGUAAGAAAAAGGAAAAAGUUGAAUAAAGGUGUUUUGUUUUUGUGUUUGCAUUGCAGUGAGGAAGUUUGAGUUAAAAAUUAGGACUUUGAAAGUUUUAUUUCUGACAGGACAAAAAAACAAAAGUUCUUCCUCGCCUCAACUUGACAUUGUCAAACAUUUUGUGGCCCGCUCACUUUUCAUUUCUUCUCCACUUGCCAUUUCCUGUUUUGCUCGCGGACUCUCCUGUACAUAAGAUGGAAUGCGAAAAUGUAAAGAAUGAUUUAUAAUAUUUUUAAGAGAAGACUUUGUACACUUCUGUCAGCUGCCAAGGAGACACUUCCUGGAUAUGCAGCGCCGGUUUUUAAUAAAGUUCUUAAAUAUCA